Messenger RNA from Thrips palmi, 2209 nucleotides. It is a transcript of the gene RanGAP, whose product is annotated as ran GTPase-activating protein 1. Lineage: Eukaryota; Metazoa; Arthropoda; Insecta; Thysanoptera; Thripidae. The record is from RefSeq and is a predicted model, not a curated record. Bases 115 to 1851 code for a protein of 578 amino acids. Gene Ontology annotation, biological process: signal transduction; nucleocytoplasmic transport; activation of GTPase activity. The transcript is spliced from 10 exons. Gene Ontology annotation, cellular component: nucleus; cytosol; perinuclear region of cytoplasm. Gene Ontology annotation, molecular function: small GTPase binding; GTPase activator activity.
AAGAUUCAAAAAUCGAUAUCGGCGGGCUGCUGCAGCGGGGCUUUCUGUGCUGUUCUGAUCACAUUGAAUUUGUUUAUUUAUUUACAUUGGUGUAUUUAUUUGUCUGGCAUCCUUAUGCCUGUCGCGAUGAAUGACCUCGAUGAUGUGGUGCUGCGUCUAGCAGCCACUCGUGUGGAGUCCAGUGGAGUGUCUUUUCAAGGAAAGGGUCUAAAGUUGGACUCCGAAGAUGACGCUAAAGAAGUGUUGGAGGCAAUGUCCAAGUGCUCUGACCUUACAUUCCUGAAUUUGGAAGGCAACACUUUGGGUGUGGAAGCAUCCAAGGCAAUAGCGAAGGGACUUGAAACACACCCAGAGCUGAAGCGUGCUUUGUGGAAGGACAUGUUCACUGGGCGAAUGAAAACAGAAAUCCCAAAAGCUCUGCAAGCUCUUGGAACUGGACUCAUGACAGCUCAGGCCCGCCUUAUUGAGCUUGAUUUAAGUGAUAAUGCUUUUGGACCAAUUGGUGUGGAAGGAUUAGCUACAUUACUUCGCUCACCACCUUGCUAUUCUCUCCAGGAGUUACGACUGAACAACAAUGGGCUAGGAAUAUCCGGUGGCAAGAUGCUUGCAAAAGCUUUGCUUGACUGUCACAAAAAUGCUCAGGCAGCUGGAGAAAAGGGUUUAGGUUUGAGAGUAUUUAUUGCUGGCAGGAACCGACUAGAAAAUGAAGGUGCUACAGCUCUUGCAGAAGUUUUUAAGGCUGUAGGAACUUUGGAAGAAGUUGCCAUGCCUCAGAAUGGAAUUUAUCAUGUUGGGAUAACAGCAUUGAGUGAAGGAUUACGUCAAAAUCCGAAUCUCAGAAUUUUAAAUCUUAAUGAUAAUACACUCACAGCCCGAGGUGCUGCAGCAAUUUCCAAAGCUUUGCUCUUCCUCCCUGGUCUUCGUCACCUGAACUUUGGAGACUGCUUGCUAAAAACAAAAGGAGCUCAGUUCAUUGCUGAAGCUCUUACAGAAAAGCACACACAACUUGAGGAAGUCUAUUUAAGUUGUAAUGAAAUAGGCCUGUCUGGAGGUCUUGCUGUUGUUAAUGCCCUGGCCAACAAGAAGAACUUAAAGAAGGUGGACUUGGAUGGAAACCAAUUUGGUGAUGAAGGAUGUGAACAAAUUUGUGAGGUGCUACAAGGUUCUGGUCACCAAGAAGAUAUUUUAAGUCUAGAGGAUGAUGAAGGUGUUGAUGAGGAUGAAGUAUCAGGAGAUGAGAAUGAAAAUGAGGAGGAGGAAGAUGAAGAGGAAGAGGAAGAUGAGGAUGACAAAGAUGAAGAUAAUGCUGAUGGCCAUGGAGAAGUCCAGGCUCCUCCACCUAUUCCAGUGCAACAGUGCACGGUGCGUCAGUUCUUAGAAACACCUACCGGUGAAAGACUCUUGGCUGUGACUUCUGAAAAACUUCUUCAAGAAGCCAAGUAUUUAUCAGACGACUGUUAUUUGGAGAAAAUGUUGCCCAUGCUGAUGAAGGUUUCCUCCUUAUCUACACACAGCAAUGCAAAUGUCCAACAAGUUGCUCUGAAAACAAGUGAAGCUUUGUCAAGACACUUGUAUGGGUGGGCCAGUCAAGGAGAUUCAUUCCGCUCAGCUCUAACAAAUAACGCCCUGCUUGUUCACCUAGGUUUGAUUAAGAGUGAGGAUAAAGCGUUAAAGGUCACUUGGAAUUUGGAUGGUUGCUUAAUAGCUUUGGAACAUAGCAUUAAGCAAAAUGUCUUUCCUGAAAGCACACAACAUUUACUUCGGUUCUUCCUUGAAAGGCCAAACUCUCUCGCCAUUCUUCCUGUCACCAAGCAACGGAUUUUGUCAAUUCUUCCAAAGAGCAUUGCCUAACAUAUUUUAGCAAACAUGGCUGAAUGCUUUAGACACAGCAAAAUAAAGAACAUGUUCUGAAGCCUCGUUAUUGGUCAUAUUGACUCUCGGCACUGUUGGGAAAUUCAAGUCAACACCCUUAUUUAUUUAUUCUUCAAGCUUGUUUCCUUUGUGCACAAUGAAAUAGAAAGUGAUUUUAUUUUCCCAUCGUUUUUGUCAAUUUAAGAUGUGAAGGAUUUUUUAAUUUGAUUGUGAUGUAUCCUAAUUCUUACCUACCUAGUACUGCCUAGAUGAGGUGGGUGUUCGAGAUGCAGUUUUGGUGCAGUACUUAGUAACUUGCAAACCAUAUCGGGACUCAAAUAUAAUUUUAAAACGGGAA